AGUGGAGAGGCGACUUUAUAAGAACCUAGAUAAUAACCUAUUUAGACCCUAGCUACCAACUAUCUUAUUUCAUCCUAAAUUCUGUCAAAGAUCUACAUCAUUGCACUUCCCAAUACAAUGUUGCCCUACACGCUCUCUCUAUUGAUGCUAGUAGCAUCAGUCUUCGCCGAUUGUGCUACCAUCAGUUUCACCCACUGCGCCGACAAUAUUGUGCAUUGGUACAAUCCAAACACGGGCGAAAUAUGCGAUCCUCUUGAUUGUGGUGGUGGUCGAGCUCCUCCUAAAACUGAUGUACCCGGAUGCCCCUUGUAUAAAGGCACAGAAACUCGCGCAACUUCAGCCUCGUAUCUCCCCUGCUGGACGCCCUUGAACGCUGCACCCGCGACAGUUGCAGUGGCCGCUACUACUUCGACAAGUGUCGCGGAAGCUGCUACUUCAGCAACUGCUCCAUUGUUGGCAUCCUCGGCCACAUCAACAGGAGCCCCGGUUCCUGAAUCUUCGACAACAACAACAACAACUGCUGCUGUCAGCUCGGCUGGAACCACGACUGUCCCUACUACAAUUACAUCCGCAGCCACCACUUCCAUUCCUUCAACUACCGCUGCGUCGUCUGUCUCUUAUGCUGCACCAUCUGUCUCCUCAGCUGCUGGCGAUACCGGAGCGCACAGCACAAGUAGUGCCGCCGUGCCACCAAAACCGACUGGUAGCAAUGCUGGGAAUAUUCUGGAUGGGUCAUUGAUGGCAGUUGCUGGAGCUGCCAUAGAUCAGAUUUACCCUCACUAUUACACCGUCAACUCUAAACGAUCAUGCAAUCUGAAGCCCCGAAGGAGCGAGGUCACCCCUUUCAUGAGCUGGAUACUCUCUAUUCAAACGGCGCUGGGUGGUAGCGCUGAAGAUUUCAACAUCUCUAUACAAGCUACUCGCUGUAGUGCCAUGAUUAGCGAGGGACUCCGAUUGGAUCCUGGAUUAAGGGCGUGUUUCCCUGACAAAAUAAGAUCGAAAGCUUACUGUUCUGGAGUAUCGAUACCAGUUGCACCACACGGUCUCUACUCACGCCUUGAAUCCUCCAAUGUCGACCCAGUCUUUGAGGAUCUUGAUAGUCUGGACGAGGUGCAAGUUUUCUUCGAAACCGCUGAGAAUCCUGACGUACCAGACAUCGACCCUAGUCCGAUCUAUUCAGUCACCCAUGUGGAUAUUUCGCCUGAGUUCAAACGUCGACUAGUUAAAGCCAAUUCCCCGGAUCCAAAGCUUUCCAAGGCUUUCCAAGAUUCUGAUCUUAACGAUGAUAAAGAAGCCUCUUUGCCUUCUGUGGUUCACGAUGAAUGA
Talaromyces stipitatus ATCC 10500 is the source of this 1326-nucleotide messenger RNA. RefSeq names its product siderophore biosynthesis enzyme, putative. NCBI's taxonomy places the organism in Eukaryota, Fungi, Ascomycota, Eurotiomycetes, Eurotiales, Trichocomaceae. The record is from RefSeq and is a predicted model, not a curated record. The transcript is spliced from 4 exons. The coding region runs from base 118 to 1326 and encodes 402 amino acids.